CCCAGUGGGGGAAGCACGUUGCGGCGUUGAUAGGCAGGGCUGCAUGCGAAGGCGGUCUGCAAACACCUCCAGAAAGCCGGGGGUCUCAUUUAAUGGAGCCUUAAUCUAGAAUAUUUCUUAAUUGCACUUGCCGGUUUCAGGAUUACGAUCUUUCUGCCUGCUGCUGCUGGGACGGAUUUGUCAGCGAGAUGUGGAGAUGUGCGCUCGGCCGCCUUCUCAUGCUCAGCGCCGCGUGUAUGCAUGUCACUGCGCAGAGUAAGGUCUUCGGGGAGACGGAGCCCGUGCGGAUGACCUCAGAGGGCUCCGACUGCCGCUGUAAGUGCAUCAUGCGGCCCCUAACGCGGGACGCCUGCAACCGGCUACGCAGCGGCGGCGCCCGGCCGGAGGAUUUCUACUCCGUGGAGACAGUCAGCUCGGGGUCGGACUGCCGGUGUUCCUGCACCGCACCCCCAUCCACAUUGAACCCCUGCGAGAACGAGUGGAGGAUGGAGAAGCUAAAGAAGCAGGCGCCUGAGCUGCUGAAGCUCCAGUCCAUGGUGGACCUCCUGGAGGGGACACUCUACAGCUUGGACCUCAUGACGGUUCACUCGUACAUCAACAAGGUCGUCUCCCAGAUGAACAACCUGGAGGAGACCAUCAGAAUUAACCUGACCCGGGAGAAUGACUUUGUCAGGGAGAACAUGGUCGCCCUCAUGGGCCAGAUGAGGCGCUAUGAGAACUACUCGGACAUCAUGAUCGGCAUCAAAAAGGAGAUCAGCAGCUUGGGCAACCAAUUGCUGCAAAAGGACACAGCACCGCUGGACAGUAAAGCCCAGGAAAGCUCUGGAGAAAAAGCCAAGGACACUUCCAGGUACCCUGGGAAAAAGACACAGGGAUGGAAAGUGGCUCCCAAGGAGAAGCCCACGAAAACCAAGAAGGAGAGUGCGAGGCCCACGAAGAGCGCAAAGGCGGCGGAUCCCAGCGUGAAGGGCAAGGGCGUCGGCCAUCAGCCAGGAGUGAUCAGGGGCGUCACCUACUACAAGGCCGAGGACGCAGAGAGCAAUCUCAGCAGCCAAGUAGACGCCAGCAGAGGUCAGGAUGCUGCCGCUAUCAAGGAGGAGGUGCCAGCGAACAUACCCGGCAAUGGCAUCCCAGAAGCCGGGGUGGACACACCUGGCAAUGGUAUCCUGGAAGCCGAAAUGGUCCCAACAGUCAUGUCCACAACCACAACCCCUGCCACCAUGGUGUCGGUAGUGCCCACCACCAGUACCAGUACAGCCGGGACAGAGAAGCAAGGCUUAGCCCUAGUGUUGGCAGUGGAAAACUCUGGAAACAGCAGCCAGUCUUUCACAAACCAAGCAGAGAAAGGCCCAGAAUGCGAGGGGACCAUCGCUGCCAUAGAGGCACCAAUGGAACACCACAGCUACGGACGAAAUGAGGGAGCUUGGAUGAGGGACCCGGUUGCUAAAGACUCCAAGAUCUAUGUAACAAACUAUUACUAUGGCAACAACCUGGUGGAGUUCCGAAACCUUGACAGUUUCAAGCAAGGACGAUGGACUAACCUGUAUAAGCUGCCGUACAACUGGAUCGGGACGGGCCACGUGGUCUACAAUGGAGCCUUCUACUACAACAGGGCCUUCACAAAGAACAUCAUUAAGUAUGACCUACAGAUGCGCUUCGUGGCUGCCUGGUCACUGCUGCAUGACGCCACCUAUGAGGACACCACGGCUUGGAAAUGGCGCGGCCAUUCUGACAUCGACUUCGCCGUGGACGAGAGCGGCCUCUGGGUUAUCUACCCGGCUGCCGCCGAUGACUAUGGGCAGCAGGAGGUGGUGGUGAUUAGCAGGUUGGACCCUGCCGACCUCUCUCUGCACCGGGAGACCACAUGGCGCACGGGACUGAAGCGCAGGUCCUACGGUAACUGCUUCAUUGCCUGUGGCGUGCUGUACGCCGUCAACGCCUACAGCCAGCAUGAUGCCGAGGUCACCUACGCCUAUGACACGCACACCAGCACGGAGGCUUCUCCACGCCUGCCGUUCAUCAACAAGUACUCCUUCGCCACACAGAUUGACUACAACCCAAAGGAGAGGGUGCUGUAUGCCUGGGAUAACGGACACCAGCUCACCUACAACAUUACCUUUGUGGAGCAAUAGCUCAAACCUGGGAUGCUCCCACCUGGGCCUACCCUUCUGCCGUCACAACCAUUGCAUCGCUAAGCACUUUCUUUCCAUUGUGUUCCUGAAACUUGUGUUGCUGUAUAUCUGUAACUUCUUGCCUGCUAAAUAUCAGAUGGAACUGCAAAGCUAGAGUGCCUUUUUUAUGAAGGCAGCACUGAAUUUGUAAGACUUUGAGGUCAGAUCAAAUGAGGUUCAGUCCGCAUAAUGAUCUCAUCCAAAGGGCCUGACAUUACAAUAAGCAGAGACCAAGUGCAUCCCAGAAGCAAUAUGGUUUUUAUUAAUGGAUUUUUAGCAUAACAAUUUGAAAUAAACAAACCAGUUCUCUUUUUGAUAGCCUUUUAUAUUACAGAUUUGAGAAGCUAAUGAUAAACGUAGAAAUCGUGAGACCAUAAACGCAAAAUGGUGCUCAAAGUGAAAAUUACAAAAAUAUUUAUACUUAGGGAUUUUCAGCCUUAUGAUUUUGUAAAAUACUGCUCUGUAAAUAUGUUCAUAUGUCAUUAUGCUUUUUUUUUUUUUUUAAAGAUAUCAAAAAUAACAUGGCAAUUGUUCAGUGAGUAUUCAGGUAUUUUUUGCAGACCAUUGAUUUCAUAUUAUCAGAAUACGCUGUUCCUCCUAAAUCUUUCCUACCCCUUAAUGCAAAUAACAGAAAUGUUCCCCUUCCUAUGGCUAAAGGCAUGUCAGAUCCUCCCCUGCAUGGCCCAAUGCUAUAACUAUCACACUUCUUUUCAUGUUUAGUGUGCUUUUACGGUGCUUGUUGUUGUCAUUCAUGUGCUUUUUAUUAUUAUUAUUACUAUUAUUAUUAUUAUUAUUAUUAUUAUUCAUUUUAUACAACUGACACAAUAAAGCUUGAAAAAGUA
Molecule: messenger RNA, 3013 nt
Organism: Paramormyrops kingsleyae
Lineage: Eukaryota; Metazoa; Chordata; Actinopteri; Osteoglossiformes; Mormyridae
Product: olfactomedin-like protein 2A
Biological process (GO): signal transduction
Source: RefSeq, a predicted model, not a curated record